CACCCCUAUAAAUAAUCCCCUGUUUCUUUGCAUCAAUGCCCCUGCAAUCCCAAGAGUUCACAAAUUCUCCCCUGUUUUUUCUCAAAAUCACUUUUUCUACCCCAGAUAAUUUGAAGAUGAAUCGAAGAAACAGUAGAGAAGGAGGUGCGCCGAAGCUGGAGCUGAAACUGAACCUGUCGCCGCCCAGAGGCGGAGGAAACAGAGGAGUGGAAUCGCCGAAUCGGUCAGCCACCGUGUCGCCGACUUCGCCGCCGAGCUCAUGUGUGUCGUCGGAGGCGGCGAGAUCGUAUUCGAACAGCCCUGAAGCGGCGACGAUGAUGCUUGUGGGAUGUCCACGUUGCUUGAUGUACGUGAUGCUGUCGGAACAAGACCCGAAAUGUCCGAAAUGCAAAAGCACUGUCCUUCUCGAUGUUCUCCAUGAUAAUACCGCCGUUAAAACCAGGCAAUCCUAGAGAGAGAAACAGACAGACAACAAACAUGGAGUUCUAGAGAGAGAAAACGAGUUCCACAUGUUUUUUUU
Cucurbita pepo subsp. pepo (vegetable marrow) is the source of this 520-nucleotide messenger RNA. Its product is annotated as protein GL2-INTERACTING REPRESSOR 1. NCBI's taxonomy places the organism in Eukaryota, Viridiplantae, Streptophyta, Magnoliopsida, Cucurbitales, Cucurbitaceae. The record is from RefSeq and is a predicted model, not a curated record.